Messenger RNA from Ceratotherium simum simum (southern white rhinoceros), 2453 nucleotides. The record is from RefSeq and is a predicted model, not a curated record. Lineage: Eukaryota; Metazoa; Chordata; Mammalia; Perissodactyla; Rhinocerotidae.
GAUGGAUGGGCUGAGGAUCAAGGAGACCCCAUGGGUGAUGCUCUGAGGGGGAAGGACAUGCCCUGGGCCACCCUCACCUGGAAGCGGCAUCUCUGCAUCUCUUUGCUGCUCCAAACUGUAAGUGAGAGCCAGGUUCCUGGAGGGGGCAGUUCCCCUUCCUGUGGGGCUGCUGACAUGACAACCCCGUGACGAAGGACCAGCCUCACAGUUACCUCACCCUGUGCCUCUGUCUGUCCCUCCCGGCAUUGCAGUCUCCUCCAUCUGCACAGCUGGGGCCAGAGGGAGGAGACAACAUGACCCUCACCCUCAUGACCCUGCUCUGCGUUGGGCUGAGUGUGGGCCCGAGGACCCCAGUGCAGGCAGGGAUCCUCCCCAAACCCACAAUCUGGGCUGAGCCAGGAUCUGUGAUCCCCCAGGGGAAGCCCGUGACCAUCUUGUGUCAGGGGACCCCGGAGGCUCAGGAGUACCAUCUGGAUAAAGAGAGAAGCACAGAGCCUUGGAGAAGACAGAAUCCACUGGAGCCUGGGGAAAAGGCUGAGUUCUCCAUCCCACACAUGACGCAUCUAUCGGCAGGGCGAUAUCGCUGUUACUAUCUCAGCCCCACUGACUGGUCAGAGCCCAGUGACCCCCUGGAGCUGGUGGUGACAGGAGUCUACAGCAAACCCACCCUCUCAGCCCUGCCGAGCCCUGUGGUGACCUCAGGAGGGAAUGUGACCCUCCAGUGUGGCUCAUGGCUGGGAUAUGACAGGUUCAUUCUGACUAAGGAAGGAGAAAACCAACCCUCCUGGACCCUGGACUCACAGCUAAACCCUAACGGGCAGUCCCAGGCCCUGUUCCCUGUGGGCCCUGUGACCCCCAGCCACAAGUGGAUGUUCAGAUGCUAUGGCUAUGAUAGUAAAAACCCCCAGGUGUGGUCAGGCCCCAGUGACCCCCUGGAGCUCCUGGUCCCAGGUGUGUCUAGGAAGCCCUCCCUCCUGACCCAGCAAGGCCCUGUGGUGACCUCUGGACAGAAGCUGACCCUCCAGUGUCUCUCUGAUAACGUCUACGACAGAUUCUCUCUGUUCAAGGAGGGGGGACGUGACCUCCCCCAGCGCCUUGGCUGGAAGCCCCAGGCUGGGCUCUCUCAGGCUGACUUUCCCCUGGGAACUGUGAGUGGGUCCCACGGGGGCCAGUACAGAUGCUAUGGUGGACACAACCUCUCCUCUGAGUGGUCAGCCCCCAGUGACCCCCUGGACAUCCUGAUUGUUGGAAUGUAUGAGAAACCCUCUCUCUCAGCCCAGCCGGGGCCCUCAGUGUCCUGGGGAGAGAAUGUGACCCUGCAGUGUCGCUCUGAGAUCUGGUUGGAUACCUUCCAUCUGUGCAAGGAGGGGUCACCUGCUCCUCCCCAGCACCUUCGUCUGCAGAACAGGGCUGCACCCUUUCAGGCCAACUUCACCAUCAGUCCUGUGACCUCAGACCACGAGGGGACCUACAGGUGCUACAGCUCACACAGCACCUCACCCUACCUGUUGUCACUCCCCAGUGACCCCCUAGAGCUCCGGGUCUCAGAAGGUGCCCAGUGGGCAAUGUGGGGUGUGCAUCCCCUUCAAGGCCACUGUCCCUUCUCUCCAGGCGUGUACAGGGAGCCCUCUCUCACAGCCCAACCGGGCUCGCUGGUGCUCUCUGGAGACAACCUGACCCUCCAGUGUCACUCAGAGGCCGGCUUUGACAGAUUUGCUCUGAGCAAGGACGAGGGGCUCACACCCCCACAGCGUCUUCAUGGGCAGCACAGCCCUGACUUCCCCCUGGGCCAUGUGGACCGCACCCACGGGGGCCAGUACAGGUGCUACGGUGGACACAACCUCUCCUAUGCAUGGUCGGCCCCCAGUGCCCCCCUGGACAUCCUGAUCGCGGGAAUUUACAAGAAACCCUCCCUCUCAGCCCAGCUGGGGCCCUCAGUGUCCUGGGGAGAGAAUGUGACCCUGCAGUGUCGCUCUGAGAUCUGGUUGGAUACCUUCCAUCUGUGCAAGGAGGGGGCACUUGCUCCUCCCCAGCACCUUCGUCUGCAGGACAUGGCUGCACCCUUUCAGGCCAACUUCACCAUCAGUCCUGUGACCUCAGACCACGAGGGAACCUACAGGUGCUACGGUUCAAAAAGCACCUCCCCCUACCUGUUGUCACUCCCCAGUGACCCCCUGGAACUCCGGGUCUCAGGUGAGGAGCUCCAGUCAUGCCCCUUGUGUCCUCAUGGUCAGUUCAGGGUCUCGUCCCCAGGGGAGCUCUGGGCUGGGAUGGGAAUAAGAGGGUCACAGAAGGUGAGUCAGCCAGAGGGGUAUCUCACCUCUCAGAGGGAUGGAAAAAGCCAGAGCAACUCCCAUCCCAGCCUCAUCCUCAUCCUCAUCCCUGAGGUCCAGAUACAUUUGUGGUAAGUGGAGGAGGCUAGAGAAGACUGAGGGCCGACCAAAAGGAGAAAA